Molecule: messenger RNA, 240 nt
Organism: Caenorhabditis briggsae
Lineage: Eukaryota; Metazoa; Nematoda; Chromadorea; Rhabditida; Rhabditidae
Exons: 1
Coding region: 1-240 (79 amino acids)
Source: RefSeq, a predicted model, not a curated record
AUGCAAGCGGACGCUGCGCACAAAGUGAACUGCGGAAAAGGACCACAAGGCGAUAAAAGAUUAGAGACAAAACAGAAAAGGAGACGCAGAGGUAGUGAGCGCGCGCGUUGUUAUGAGGAAGAGGAGGUCAAUUGUUAUGUUGGUGAGAAGGGCACUACACGCAAAAAGUCGAGAAGAUUGCGGUGUCGUAGAACUGUUUGCAAGGGCCCAGGUUUGGUGAUGACAACAUUAGUACAUUAA